ACAUUUUAGGACAAAACAGCUUAGUCAUCGGUUGUCACUUGUCAAUUCUCUUUCUUUCUAAUUUCUUGUUUCUUUGUUCUCUUAAACUUUCUGCAUGCUCUUUUAAACAUAAUUAAAAUAUUAUAGCUUUAAGAAAGAGAGAACAGAGGCAAAGGGAGGUUUUUUGGUGUAUAUAAAAAGUUAUAAUUCCUAAAGGAAUUUUGAAGAAAUGGCCAAGUUUACUAAUUUGAUUGGAUCUGGGAUUAUAGCAGCCACCAACCAGGUCUGUUCCCAUGUCAAGCAUAUCCCUGCUGUUAGCAAUUUGCAGAAACAAAUCUCUUGUGACCCAACACAGGUCAGAUGGAAUAGCACCGAGCCAUCUUUGAAGAAUGAUCUUUCAGCAACUGACUAUAGAGGAUAUAAGGGGCAUGAUAUGUUGGCACCUUUUACAGCCGGGUGGCAUACUACUGAUUUGGAACCUUUAGUUAUACAAAAGUCUGAGGGUUCUUAUGUCUAUGACAUUAAUGGGAAGAAGUACCUCGAUGCUCUAGCUGGCUUGUGGUGCACAACCUUAGGUACUUACAAUCUAUGUUGCUCGGACUCUUCAAAAAUGCAGAAAGGGGGAAAUGAGCCUCGUCUUGUUGCUGCUGCAACUAAACAACUCAACGAGUUGCCCUUUUACCAUUCAUUUUGGAAUCGUACUACAAAACCUUCUUUGGAUCUUGCAAAGCAACUCCUAGAUCUGUUUACUGCAAAUAAAAUGGCGAAAGCUUUUUUCACAAACAGCGGUUCAGAAGCCAAUGAUACACAGGUGAAACUGGUGUGGUAUUACAACAAUGCACUCGGGAGGCCAGAAAAAAAGAAAUUCAUUGCUCGAACAAAAGCAUACCACGGUUCAACUCUGAUUUCCGCAAGUCUCUCUGGUCUUCCUGCACUUCAUCAGAAAUUUGAUCUGCCAGCUCCGUUUGUUCUGCACACUGACUGCCCUCAUUAUUGGCGCUUUCACCUGCCAGGUGAGACGGAAGAGGAGUUCUCAACAAGGUUGGCAAAUAAUUUGGAAAAUCUCAUACUCAAAGAGGGACCUGAAACAAUAGCUGCUUUCAUUGCUGAACCAGUGAUGGGAGCGGGAGGUGUCAUACCUCCUCCGGUGAACUAUUUCGAUAAGAUCCAAGCUAUACUCAAGAAGUACGACAUUCUUGUCAUUGCGGAUGAGGUCAUAUGUGGAUUUGGAAGGCUCGGGACAAUGUUCGGAUGUGAAAAAUACAACAUUAAACCUGAUCUUGUCUCUUUAGCAAAGGCUCUUUCUUCUGGAUAUAUGCCAAUUGGUGCUGUCCUUGUAAGCCCUGAAGUUAAUGAUGUCAUAUAUUCUCAAAGCAACAAACUUGGUAUAUUUUCCCAUGGAUUUACUUAUUCGGGGCACCCUGUCUCGUGUGCUGUUGCCUUGGAAACACUGAAGAUCUACAAGGAAAGGAAUAUUAUUGAGCAAGUAAACAGAAUAUCGCCAAAGUUCCAAGAAGGUCUGAAAGCAUUUUCCAACAGUCCCAUAAUCGGGGAGAUAAGGGGAACUGGUUUGCUACACGGUACAGAGUUUACUGAUAACAAGUCUCCUAAUGAUCCUUUCCCUCCUGAAUGGGGUAUAGGUGCAUAUUUUGGAGCACAGUGUGAGAAGCACGGGAUGUUGGUACGUGUUGCUGGUGAUAGCAUAAUGAUGUCUCCUCCCUACAUUCUUAGUCUGGAAGAAAUUGACGAGUUGAUAAGCAAAUAUGGGAAAGCACUGAAGGAUACUGAAAAGAGAGUGGAAGAACUCAAGUCCCAGAAGAAGUAAAAGCUCAUGGCAAAAAGCUUGAAAAAAAGAGAGAAAAAAUGGAAGUCCAAAUGAAAUAAAAAGUUAGCCACUCUUAGAUGAAGUAUAUGUAAAUCAAUCAGUUAACUAGGCUUAUAUAUGAGAUUAGUUGGGAUUAGUUAGAGUAUUUUUGUUGUUGUAGAUUAGUUUUACGCUGGCUGUCAAUCUACAUCAAUUGUUUUUACCUUAUGAUACCGUCUAAUCUUUGUGAAAUCAAGUAAUGGAAAAAGGCGUUUGGACAUUC
Lycium barbarum (goji berry) is the source of this 2066-nucleotide messenger RNA. RefSeq names its product gamma aminobutyrate transaminase 3, chloroplastic. The transcript is spliced from 18 exons. The coding region runs from base 209 to 1804 and encodes 531 amino acids. NCBI's taxonomy places the organism in Eukaryota, Viridiplantae, Streptophyta, Magnoliopsida, Solanales, Solanaceae. The record is from RefSeq and is a predicted model, not a curated record. Gene Ontology annotation, biological process: biotin biosynthetic process. Gene Ontology annotation, molecular function: S-adenosyl-L-methionine:8-amino-7-oxononanoate transaminase activity; pyridoxal phosphate binding.